Molecule: messenger RNA, 1459 nt
Organism: Dimorphilus gyrociliatus
Lineage: Eukaryota; Metazoa; Annelida; Polychaeta; Dinophilidae
Source: the annotation of a GenBank genome assembly
AAUCGAAAUAUUUUCCUUGGAAAAAUAAUAAUUUAUCUUUAGUUUCUCUCUCACCUACUUUUUAUUGUUGAACACGUUCAAAUAGAUAGAAAAAUGUUUGGUUCAAUGAAUUAUAUGGGAAACCGAUGCGCGAGUUCAUACACACUUAAGGUAAGGGGGGCAGUUACUCUAUCAUUAACAUUGAGACAAUUGUAGGUGGCGUCACAACUUUUAUAUAAGAGAAAAACACGUAUAGGCUUCAAUACAAUCGAUUAUCCGCCUCACCUGCAAACAGUAAUGUUUGUCGGCGCGAGAGCGGUCGUCUCACGUUCGAAGGCCGAACCUCCAUCGCCGAAUUCUCACGUUAGUACAAAAUUUUUUAGGAAUAGAAAGGAAGAGGAAGAAAAAUGUCACUGUUACUGCCCUUGCGUUUGGGGCGUGUUCUUUGCAAUUUUAGUAGGCCUAUUUAUGAUGGGGGCAGGAGCUAUUAUGUGUUCUGCGGAUGAAAUUUCAGAUGUGUUGAACGUAAUUAAUUCAACCAUCUCCGAAAGGGAUAAAGUUCUUUUAGUUAAGUUCAACAAAAUUAGAAUAGCCGGAAGUGUAGCCAUUGGAACUGGAAUAUUUGUUUGCGUUGUGGCUAUCGUUGUUGUUUGCGAUAUUCGUGAGAAAAAACUUUAUAUAAGAAUUGAAGAAGAGAAAAGAGAAAAGGAGAAAAUUAAGAGACCGGAUAUGUAUGAUGUUGUAAUAAAUGAAUUCAGGCGUAAAAAGAGCAGGUCAAUAGGAGAAAGAAGUCCGAGUACUUCAUCAGGUGGAGUCUUUGAAAAAUUUCGUCGUCUCAGUACUUCCUCAAUCUCAAAGAGGUCUACUUCAUCCAUAACAAACGCGCUCAAAUCUCUUCACACUUUUGCCGAACUCGAUGCAGGUGGUCUUAGACCAAUAACUCCGGCUGAAGCCAAACAUCUUCUUACACCACCUUUCGUUCAAAGUCCACUAUACUCAACGGAGAGGUCUUCCUCGGACAGACUUGAAACAGGUAUUCAUGUUGAAAGGACUGCUCACUUUGAAAAGCAAGAUGAAAUAAUACCACAAAGCGACGAGAGUGAUCCAAAACUGCAGGAUAUGGAUAGUGAACGUCCAAAAAAUUUACCAAAUAUACAAACAGUUGUCGUUCAAGAAGCUCCGAAUGCAAAAAAGAAGAAAAAGAAAAAGAAACGACGAAAAAAAAUUAGAGAAACAAAUAUUGAUAAGGUCUAAUCAAUAUAAACGAUAUUCAGAGCCCAAUUUCAACAAAGGGAUAGAAAGAAAACAAUUAAAAUCACACAUUAUGUAAAGUUUAGGUGCCAAUUUAUUAUUAUUACUAUUAUUUUGAUAAAAAAGAAGGAUAUAUUCAUGCAUUUAUAUAUAAAAAAGAAUACAAUUUUCACUUCUUUAUACUACGUUCUGUUGUAUUUUUUAGAAAUACUGUUAUUUAAAUCCAAAG